AUGACCAGAAGGAGAAGAACAUGGGUGGGCCUCUUUGUGGUUCUGCUUUUAGUCCUCUUGUACUCGGCAUGGAACUCCCUGAAGUUCAAGCUGAUCUCCUGGCACAAGCUCGACCCCGCCUCGGCAGCCUAUGAGUCCGUUAUUAUCGGGGCUGUGGUGGGGGCGGUCUCGAUGGUGGCAGCCCUGGCGAUCGCGGUGCCGGCCAUCCUGGUGGGCGUGAUCACGGUGGUGAUCUUGCUGGCUUUCUCCGGGAAGCCGCUGGAGCACCUGGUGGUCGAAGCAGGGAAGGCGACGAAGGAGAUCGCCGGGCACAUGGGCGGUGCUCUGCUGAAGGAAGGGCAGACCGUGGCGGCCGUAGUUGCCGUGUUAGGGUACUUUGCCCUCGUCAAGAGGAGCUCUGACUAUUGA
This is a messenger RNA of Punica granatum (pomegranate), 408 nucleotides long. The record is from RefSeq and is a predicted model, not a curated record. NCBI's taxonomy places the organism in Eukaryota, Viridiplantae, Streptophyta, Magnoliopsida, Myrtales, Lythraceae.